CAUUUCCUCAGAAUUGCACAUGCCUUGGGGAAGUCUUCAAUACCACACACAGACGAUCUUGCGGUGUUUGAUAAAUAAUGAUGGCAACACAUGUUUCCCAAGAAGAAGCUUACACUUUAACGACAACAGCUCCGGGUAAUUUCGUGUCGAUGCGAGUUGGAGACCACUCAGCAUCAUGAUGAAGAUCUCGGCACGCGCUACGGGUUCUUUUCUACAAGAUUUCACAACUUUACCUUGACAGACUUGCGCCACCCUUUCCUUUUUCCUCGCGCAUAUUUUGGAGGACUGCUGUUCACCGGCGGAAAGUUUGAGCUCCUCCGACACCUUAUCGACGUCGACGUGCCUGGAUUUUUAUACCCAAGAACCAAUAAAUCUACACAUUGAUUGUGUUGGACUAUUAUGUUACAUUUUGUUUCAAUCCACAAGGACAGCGCUGAGAGAAGACGCAACGAACGUAUGCGACAGUUGAUUUAAAAGGCUACAAUGAAGGUAUUAGGCGCGUGGAGCUUGUUGCAGACCUGCACAAUAAUUCUACUGUCACACAGACAGUUGAUUCCCGCUGAGAAAGUUCAGACCGUCUCUAAUCACAAUGUAAACCCCUGUUGCAACUAUCCGUGCCACAACAUGGGAGUCUGUGUGAGAUCUGGGUUGAGCGGUUAUGACUGUGACUGCACCCGCACUGGCUACAGUGGAGAGAACUGCACCAUUCCUGAUUUCUGGACUAAAGUUCGUGACUUCCUGAAGCCGAGGCCUGACGUCAUCCACUACAUCCUCACACAUUUCCACUGGCUCUGGAACAUCAUCAACAGAACCCGCCUACGUGAAUGGCUCAUGCACAUCGUCCUAACAGCAAGAUCCAAUCUCAUCCCGAGUCCUCCGACGUACAACUCCAAGUAUGGCUACCUGAAUUGGGAGGCCUACUACAACCAUACCUAUUACACUCGCAUCCUCCCGCCCGUUCCAGAGGACUGCCCAACUCCCAUGGGAGUCAAAGGCAAGACAACUCUUCCCGAUCCAAAGAUGCUUGUGCAGAAGUUUCUGCGUCGCCAGACGUUUAAUCCUGACCCUCAAGGAACCAAUCUUAUGUUCGCCUUCUUUGCUCAACAUUUUACCCAUCAGUUCUUCAAGACCCACAACAGAAUGGGAGUAGCAUUCACAAAAGCCUUGGGUCAUGGGGUGGAUGCAGGACACAUAUAUGGAGAUAAUCUGGCAAGACAGCUGAAUCUCAGACUCCUCAAAGAUGGAAAGCUGAAGUACCAACUGGUGAUGGGUGACAUGUACCCGCCAACGGACGCGUAUGCCAAGGUCAACAUGAGCUACCCGCCAGCGAUGCCACCAGAGCACCGGAUGGCCAUCGGGCAGGAGGUGUUUGGGCUGCUGCCGGGCCUGAGCAUGUACGCCACGCUGUGGCUGCGGGAACACAACCGCAUCUGUGACGUCCUGAUCAAGGAGCACCCCACCUGGGACGACGAACAGCUGUUCCAAACCGCCCGACUCAUCGUCAUUGGUGAAACUAUCAGGAUUGUGAUUGAGGACUACGUCCAACAUCUGAGCGGCUACCUCCUGCAGCUGAAGUUUGAUCCAGAGCUGCUCUUCAACUCCCAGUUUCAGUAUCAGAACCGCAUCUCGUUGGAGUUUAACCACCUCUACCACUGGCACGCGCUCAUGCCCGACAGCUUCAUCAUCGAUGGAGAUGACGUCCCUUACUCCCAGUUCAUCUUCAACACCUCCCUGGUCACCCACUAUGGGAUAGAGAAGCUUGUUGAUGCCUUCUCCCGUCAGCAAGCUGGACAGAUAGGUGGUGGUAAAAACAUUCACCCUGUGAUAAUUGGGGUGGCAGAGGACGUCAUCCGGGAGUCCCGAGAGCUUCGUGUUCAGCCUUUCAACGAAUACCGCAAGCGCUUCAACCUCAAGCCUUAUGAGUCCUUCCUACAGUUAACUGAAAAUGAAGAGAUGGCACAGGAGUUGGAGGAAAUGUAUGGGGACAUUGACGCUCUUGAGUUUUAUCCCGGUCUCUUGCUGGAGAAGACUCGACCGGGCGCGAUAUUUGGAGAAAGCAUGGUUGAGAUGGGAGCGCCGUUUUCCCUAAAGGGCCUUAUGGGAAACCCCAUAUGCUCGCCAGAGUACUGGAAACCAAGCACGUUUGGGGGCCAAACAGGUUUUAACCUGGUGAACUCUGCAACACUCGAAAGGCUGGUUUGCUUAAACACCAAGUGGUGCCCAUACGUAGCUUUCAGAGUCCCCUACGAAUCACAAAGGGAAGAAAAGUCGUCAUUUUCAAAAAAUGAACUCUAGUUUUAAUUCAGACAGUGUUGCACAUAUGUAGCAGUGUCUUUGGCAGCACAGCACUAGUAGCAAUAUCAAAAUUCACAUUUUUAAAGUUUUUUGUUUGUUUUUGUUUUUGUUAUGUUCAUGUCAUCAUCAUGAUAAAAACACAAACAUAAAGUAUGACUGGAAGUAUUAUUGUAUUCGCCAAAUGAGGUCCCCAGUAGGAUUCACUAGGGUUAUAGUUUUUGGCGAACAGGUGGAUUCAAAUGCAAACUGGAGAGAUUUCUGUCAUCAGGCAAAAGAAGAUGAAAAGACACCAUCAACAGCUGUGUGGCUCCAAGUUACAAAAACUGUCAAAAUAGAAAACUUGCUUGAAGAGGUAGAAAACCCAAUGCUUGACAGAUACUGGCAACUAUCAUCAUUCAAAGUAGUGUGUAGUGUGUCCAUAGCAAGGGAGUGCCCAUGCUGCCUUAUGUGCUCAUUCCAAUCUGUUGGUAUGGAAAACCCUGGCUGAAGUGUUUACCUACGUUUUGAGUCCCAGAAAAGGGAAGAAGGGUAGGAGACAUGCUAUUAGACAAACGGAAGUUUGUUUACAGAUCCACUAUGUCGAUAUCAGAUGCGAAACUAGCUUUCCAUCAAGCUUUAGAUAGCAUUUUAAAUAGUUCAGAUCAACAAGAAAUUGAAAAGAUGUCUCCCAGACUAUAUCUCGCAUGUGAUAUAGUCCGACGAUGGCUAGACUACCCAAUGGCUGCUAUUAUUUCACAAGCAUGCAUAAUAUCCAUACCAUGUGGGCAAGUCGUUCUUUGUCCAUUUAUUCUUUCCUCUGACCUGUGGCAUCUUGCCUCAGUGUCUCCCCACCUCUGUGGACAAAAGAAAAUAAACUUUUUCCACUGUCUGCUAGCUCAGAGCACCAUUUUGUAAGCAUUCCCCCAUUGAACACCUCAACUGCAAAUGAGAGAAUGAACUUUUUUUCCAAGACCUUUAAUAAAUACUUUGAUUAUGACGUCAAGCCUUUCAUCACAAGGAAAAGACAGACGAACAAUUAUUGACUUGUACUCUCUACACUCAGCAGCAGUCUAUCUUGGGGCCAUUAACCUUGUUGGCCAAUCAGUUUAAUAUUACCAAAUGUUAACUGACAUAAAUGUUGACCAGUCGCAGUUACAGUCACACAGUUGGCAGUUAUUCUGACGGUUUCAGGACAACACCACACCAGACGUCUGCCUUGUCUGAUUUGACUGUUAUUAUUCAGCCAGUAUUAUCAUGUGUAACAGACGGACAUUACUGCUCCACCUGUCAUCAAAGUUAGUGAUUCUACUCAUCAUGAAAUUUGUUAGGGCUUAAACAGUAUGAGAUGAUGCAAUAAACAGGCGAUGUAUUAGUGUCAUAUCCUGCAGAAGAUUUGUUAAUGCUAAAGGCCAACAUUCAAUGUAUAAAGUCAGACAUCUAUCAACAUUUCAGGAUUCUCCAUGCACAUUGUACAGUAUGGUACUGUCAGGAUUCCUACGUCACAGUAAAUAUUGUAGUGUUCAUUCAGCAGUUUGAGUGUUAAAUAUCACACUUCAAGUGUUGGUCUUACUGUGUGUGCUGAAAUAACACUGAAAGAUUUACUGUGAGUGUACUCUCACCUUAAGCAGUGUCUCAGAUCUGUUGCACUUGUCUCCUUUCAAGCCUCUCACACCUCAUGUUGGCCGAUCACCUUUUUUACAUUCACACUGUCGCCACAAAUAUUUCUACUCUCUCAUGCUUAUUGUCUGCCUCUUGUUGACUAAAACCUGGCAUAGCUUUCUUGCAGUCUUCACCGUUUGCUUCUAACUCAUUUUUGUUUCCCGUUUCUUUGUAGUUUGUUUGAUUUAUCAAUCUAUUGGGUUUUUUUGUAUUUUCAAAUUUAGUUUUUAUAGCCUAUAUAGGCCUAUUUUGUAUUUUCAUUUUGUGACCCACCAACA
Engraulis encrasicolus (European anchovy) is the source of this 4211-nucleotide messenger RNA. RefSeq names its product prostaglandin-endoperoxide synthase 1 (gene ptgs1). Bases 484 to 2295 code for a protein of 603 amino acids. Gene Ontology annotation, cellular component: neuron projection; cytoplasm. Gene Ontology annotation, biological process: response to oxidative stress; cyclooxygenase pathway. Lineage: Eukaryota; Metazoa; Chordata; Actinopteri; Clupeiformes; Engraulidae. Gene Ontology annotation, molecular function: peroxidase activity; heme binding; prostaglandin-endoperoxide synthase activity. The record is from RefSeq and is a predicted model, not a curated record. The transcript is spliced from 11 exons.